GCGCGCUCGGCGGAUUGUUCGGCACGCUCGCGUUAUACCCGAUCGACACGGUGAAGACGCGGAUCCAGGCCGAGAGCGCGGCGCGCGGAAACAACUCGGAAGCCGACGACGACGGUAACGGUUUUUGGUGUCCCCAGUGGGUGACAAAGUUGGCGCGGGUGUUUCGCGAGGAAGGCGCGGCGGGGGCGUACGGUGGGGCGUUGGCGAAGUCGGCACAUUCGCUUUCGUCGAGCUUUUUGUACUUUUUAGCGUUCAGCGCGCUGAAGCGGACGUACGAGGAGCGAACGGGGAAAAAGAUUGGGGUGGGGGCGACGCUCGCGGCGGCGGCGGCGGCGGGAUGCUGUAACGUGCUCGUCACGGAGCCUUUAGAUACGUACACGACGCGGAAACAACUGGAAGGAAAGAAAACGGUCGGUGAUACUGGCUCAAAGGCGUUCGAUGACGACGAGGGCGAUGAUGGGUUCAAAAACACUUUACGAGCGUUGCGAGGCGGACGAGGCGCCGCCGACGCGCGCGGCGGAUUGUAUAGCGGUCUCGGCGCUUCACUCGCGCUGACGAUCAAUCCCGCGAUUCAAUACACCGUCUUCGAGCAACUUCGUCAAAAGUUGAUGAUCGUGCACAACGCUCGCGCGCAGCGGCGUGGGAUCUUAAAGCCCGUCGUGGAGUUGUCGAUGUUUGACGCCUUUGUCCUCGGCGCCGCGUCCAAGGCGACGGCGACGAUGCUGACGUACCCUCUCGUGCGCGCCAAGGUUUUGCAAAAGGCGGGAACGCGCGAGGAAGAUAGACGUUCGCUAUUAGGCACGCUCAAGCGAGUGCACAGAGAAGAAGGCGUGAGUGGUAUGUACAAAGGUCUCGACGCGCAGCUCGUGAAAACCGUCCUCGCCGGCGCGUUGACGAUGACGAUUAAAGAGAAGAGUUUCACGAGCGCUCUGUGGUUCAUGCUCCUCGUGCGCGGUCUCGACGACGAGCUUGCGUGA
Ostreococcus lucimarinus CCE9901 is the source of this 977-nucleotide messenger RNA. Its product is annotated as MC family transporter: peroxisomal membrane protein. Lineage: Eukaryota; Viridiplantae; Chlorophyta; Mamiellophyceae; Mamiellales; Bathycoccaceae. Gene Ontology annotation, biological process: ATP transport; fatty acid beta-oxidation; peroxisome organization. Gene Ontology annotation, molecular function: ADP transmembrane transporter activity; ATP transmembrane transporter activity. The record is from RefSeq and is a predicted model, not a curated record. The annotation marks the transcript as partial. The transcript has a single exon. Gene Ontology annotation, cellular component: peroxisomal membrane.